UUACCUGUCACGAACAUAACCGAGCGAACGUAAACACUCAUAACCUUCAAAACCAGCAUCUGUCAUGGCUACACAAGAAUCUGAUAUAACUUUCGAACAAGUUUUACAAUAUUUUCGUGAUAAUGGUGGAUCAGUGCGAAAUCGAGAUGUGGUUACGAGUUUCAAGAAAUAUUUAACAGAUCCAGCUUCAAAAGAUGAUGCUCGGGUCAAAUUUAAAGAAUAUGUGAAUAAGUUAGCAGUGUCGAAGGUUGUGAAUGGAGAGAAGUUUUUGUAUUUGAAGACCAGAUAUUUACAGUAUCAAUGUCCAUCGUCACCUGUCCAUAGUCCAACUAAGGUUAGUCAAAUGCCAAGGGCUCCAGCUCCUCCGUUAGAACAGAUGAAUUCAAUCGGUAUACCAAUAUCCCCUCAAUCUUCUCCUUCACAGCCCAUCAAGGACCUCCCGACCUCUUCUCCGCGCCAACCCCCUCCCUAUAGACCUCCACCCCCCGUCCUGUCUCCGUCACCCUCUUUGGACACCCUCUCCAUGAACUCCUUCACACUAUCCAUCCAGGAGUCCGGCACCCCUCAGCCUCCUCCGAGGAGGAAGAGUAGCGACAAGUUCAGACUCGGCGACGAGGAUCCAGGUACCCCCACCACUCCCACCUCCACGGUGGAGCCGAGGGGUAAGGAGUCCCUGAUGGAGGAGACCAUGGAGGAGAGGGGGGAGGAGGAGGAAAGCGAGGCGAACGUUAGCGUUAAGGAGAGGACGCAGAAGUUCAACAGGCUGGCAUCUGUGGAGGGCGAGGAGAGGAGUCCUAGGGGCAAUAAGACGCCGGACAAGCUGAUGAAAAGACAGGGUCAAGACGAGGACGAUGGCGCCUCUGUUACAUCGAAUUUAGACCCCAAGAAAUGUGUGGAAUGGUACGUGACAGCAUCGAAAGGGGACUUCCAGGAGCUGUUGAAGUUAGCCAAGGAUGAACCACGACUCGUCAACAAAAAGGACCCAUUCACGGUACGUGGAGAUGUAACGACUUGUCAUCAAUCACCGACCGGGGCCUGUUUGAUUCGUGUAAACGUCAAUGGCCCCCGUGUUCUCCUAGAUGCAUGAGGUAUUUAUGUAGAU
Messenger RNA from Harmonia axyridis, 1102 nucleotides. Its product is annotated as wiskott-Aldrich syndrome protein family member 2-like. The coding region runs from base 65 to 1087 and encodes 340 amino acids. The record is from RefSeq and is a predicted model, not a curated record. The transcript is spliced from 6 exons. Lineage: Eukaryota; Metazoa; Arthropoda; Insecta; Coleoptera; Coccinellidae.